GACCAAUCAGCGCAGCAGGCUCACCUUCUCCCCGGGCUGCAGGAGUUAGCGGGAAAUAGACGGAGGCUAAUCUCAACCGGGUACCGGACUUUACAGCUAUUUUUGGGCCUUUAUCUGUCUUUCUUGGUCUUAAUUUGCUAAUGAAAACUGUCAAAGCUGAAUCUCACAGAGUUACUCGGGUUAAAUCUCAGUUGUUAUCGUUCAUUUGCUUCGCUUGCUCUGCUGACAUCCGCUCAAGCGUUAGCUAACCGGAACGCCGUGCCUCAUCCGACAGGACUGAAAAACACCAGAAAAACAAGACAAAGAGGCGACGCGUUCAAGCAAGAAAAGAGGGCUGCAGACAUGAGUUUUUCCUUUCUAGACCGAUUUCGUUUUGACAAGAAGGCAGCGAAGGUAGAGCCGGACAGAGACUCUACAAGUCCGGAGUCCGAGAAGGAGAACAAGCCAGGUAAGGAGUGAGGAGCUGUGGAUCAAUAGCAUGUUAUUUUUUUACUAUCAUGAUGAGAAUGACAGUGCCCUCAAGUCCAAAACAUCCAAGGAGCCAGAAACAACCAUUUUGAGCAAAACAGCUCGUAAAACAAAUGACUCAUCUUUUACAUCAGUAUAAUAAAUCUAUAUGCACCUGAUUCUGCUGCUCAAAAGGGAGAAGUGUGGUGAGAUGGUUCAAUUACACGAGUAACACGUGACUAAGCUUCCAUUAUCCAUCUUUAUUGACAUGACACAUUUCCUACUAAUGAGAUGCAUUUAGCAGCUGAAAACAAGAACAGGCAAAAUAAUGACAAGGCAUGGGAUAUGUUGAUUAAGAAGUAAAUGAAAUGUCAAUAGGGAUAUACAAAUGAACAUCAACUGAAAUAAAAAAUAAUGAAGAUCACAAAAGGAGUAGAAUUGAGUAAUAUUAAAAUUUUAAGUAAUGAGCCAGACUGAGUCGAUUGGAUUUUAGUGUAGGUAACAGCUGCAGUAUCUCUGGCUCCUCUCAGGACCUCCAGCAGGCUGACCAAGCAUCUCAGACUGUAGUGACUGACAGCAUCAUCUCUGGAGCAGGUUCAAGGUCCGAGUAGGGCUGGGCGAUAUGGGAAAAAGUUUAUCACGAUAUUUUUUUUCAUAUCAGCCGAUAUCGAUAUAUGUCACGAUAUAAAAAAUGAAAUUUUACAGUGUGGAUUGGUAGCGUGUCUUUUGCAAUACAAUAAGCUACUGCACCUAUGACGUCUUCAUGUCUCUUCUACUACACGGUUGUUUGCUACUUGGUUCUAAUUCAGCACAUGAUUGGUUCAGCGUGAAGUGGACCCAGAGCAACUCCCCUUUUCAUUGACUAUUAGUUUAUGGCACAGGGAGGCCCCUUGGACCUAGGGCUGGGCGAUAAAACAGUAACGAUAUAUAUUGAAAAUAAAUUGACCUCAAUAUCAACAUAAAACACGAUCAAUAUGCUUUUUGAUAGUCAGCAUUCGGAAAUGUUUUGGUAGACUAAACAAAGACCAUCUUGGUUAUGUAGUAUGGUGUGUGAGGUCCUCUUAAACUACUAAAGAAACUUAAAACUAAUACGAAAACUGACAGUAGUCAGUGUUGAGAAUUUUAAAGAUGUGUUAUGUUUACUCUUCUUCUGAUCCUUGUCAGAACAUGUGCUGCAGCAUUAUGAAGCUGUUUAUUGUGAUCUUUCGUGGGCCAGAGAGAAGGGCAUUGCAGAAGCAGAAAAGGCCUGCAUGAGUCUGUGUUGCUUUGAGAGAGGUCUCAUUUUGUAAAUGUUCUUUAAUUCAUGAAAUGCUGUUCUGAUUGUGGUGUCUUGGUGUUGGUUUCAUACCUGUCAAACUUUACUCUUUUGUACUUUCAAAUGUAUUUUGUAAUUUAAAGAUUAAAGUUGUGUAGACUGCAAAUACUAAGAAAUCGUUAUAAAAAUUAUGUGACCAUUAUUCUGAUGCCACCUCUGCUUUCAGAAAACCACUUAAAACAUGAGUAGUUCAUCCAUAUGCCUUACCUGAGGGAUGAAAUAUCCAUAUCAUGAUGAAGGCCAUGACAGUUCAGCAUUGUCUUCAAUUAAAAAACGACCACACCACAAUUAAAUCAUUCAUUUUCUUGCUGUUCUUCUUUUUAGCUAAAAAGCCUCCUGCGAAAGUUCCUAAGUCCCAUGACCGUCUUGCGGCUUUGGACGAAGUCAUAGCUACUGAUUCGGAAGAGGAUGAAAAACCUCCAGGAACAUCACAUACUGCCAAAUUCAAGUACGUGUCACCUCACUGACAAAAGUUGUCCUUUUUUUUCAUAUUGGUGCUUAUUGUGGUAACAUGAGUUUCAUCUUCAGGAUUCCUGUCGUAAAACUAUCAAAACAAGGAGAUUCUGAUCAUUCAGAUGAUGAAAAGCAAGACAAAAUGAGCAAACUGCAGGAGAUGUUUCCUUAUCUCAAUGAGAAGGAAUUACUGGGAGUAAGUAGAAAGAAAGAAGAGAAAUCAAAUCUUUUUGUCCAUGCCAACACAAGUUUGCCACGUUUCCUUUUAAUAUGUUGAGUAUCCUGGUUCAAAACGCCAAAUUCUGUUCUGGUUUCAGGCUAUAGACUGCACCAGCACAUUGGAAGGGGCUGUAGCUGUAUGCAAUUUCAAUUACAGUCAUAAAAAAAGUAAGUAAUGUCAUUUUUUAAGCACAUUAUUGAGGUUUAUACACAAUGCUACAAGAACAGGAGAGUGAAACAUACUUUGCUGUGAGGCUGCAAGAAAAUUUUGAUUGUACAACAUAUAUGUUUUUAAAGUUGGCAAACUGAAAGAAGUUAUUCCUGCAAUUUACAUGCAACUGUGUUUGAUGUUUAUGAUUAUCCUAUCAACUGUAAGUAGUUCAAUUCUAAACUCAUUUUGAUGAUUGUAACUUACAGCUAAUGAAAACCCAACAUUCAGCGUAUCAGAAAAUGAGAUUACUUAAGACUGAUAACAAACUGAUUCUCAACACAGAAAUGUUGGACUACUGAAAAGUAUGAACAUGUAUAGCUCUCAGUACCUGGUUCCAGCAGCAAUUAUGCGCAGAGCAGGAAACAGGGUGAGAGAGUCGGGGAAUGACAUGCUGAAGAAGUAGGCACAGGCUGGAAGUGUUUAUAACCUCUGUAUACGGGGCACAUGUGGACCAUUCGGCCAGUGAAGCCCCACUUAAUAAAAAUAUACAGGGUAAUUGGAGGCAUUUUACUCAGGCUCAGGUAUAAGUGAAGUUAAAACCCAGUGAAAGAAGGUUGUUUAGUUCAGUUUGAGGGUGGUAACAAACAACUCAUGCUGGAAAAAAUCUCUCAGUUAAAAGAGUUCUUAGCAAAAUGAAUUAUGCCUGUGUCUUAUUUAUAUUCAGCCGAUCAAAUGGUAAACUAUUUUGGGUUGGUUUGUCUUUUCAGAGCUAUAUCUAAUCAGCAAAAGAAAGAGAAACAGUUCCAGCGAUUCUGAAGACAGUGAUGAAGGUCAACCCAGCAAGAGGACGAAGUCAUUAGAGGUCAGAUCUCCGAUGACACAGUUCUUUCUUUCUCUCUCUCUUUUUUUCAGGUACAACUAGAGCUGUUUAGAUUGACCCACAGUGGUCCUGAUAGUGGCAUUUUAUGCUCAAACAGCUAUUUGACAAAGUUGAUUUUUUUUUACCAUUGUGCUGUUAAAUACAAGUUUCCCUAUGUUUGUUGUGAAUUUUAAAAGCAAAAAUGGCUCCUUAAACAUAUUACACUGCAUUUCCUGUGUUUGAAAUAUUCAAGGUUUCUGAAGAGAAGAAGGAAGCAAAGAUCAGAAAACUGUCUAAAAAGUUUCCUCACCUGGACAAGAAUGUGAGGACACACAAACACUUCAUGUUGGCUUUUCAUACCAACAUGGACGUUCACUUUGAACCUCUCAUUCUGAUUAAACUCUUGACCACAUGUGCUCCAUGAUGUUGAAGCAAACAGAGUAUUUUUUUUCGUCACUGAAUCGAAGGUUCAAAUGUGUUGCUUUCGGUGCAUUGCAGGAGCUGCGCAUGGUGCUGCAGACACAUGACUGGAAUGAUCGGGAUGCUCUGCAGGCUCUUGAAUUGUUUUCUGAUGAAGGUACAAACAGCAACCAUCACUGAAAUCCAUCCAUCUAUCUGCUGAUUUUAUUCUGACUCCAAUUUCAGCUCAUAUUGUUUCUCUUUCUCUGUUUGUAAGGUGAGAAAGGCCCCAGCAAGGCACACAAAAAGGAUUCCAGAGAAUCAAAGAGCAAAGACAAGUCGAGCAGGGACCGCAGAAAGUUUAAACAGCCCAGGGGUGACGACAGUUCUGAAGAUUCAGGAGCUACAGAGGAUAGCCAAGAUGAGUCAGAUUCAGCCUCAGCGUCUUCAUCCUGCCCAGUUAAGAAAACAACCACCUCUACCUCUAAGAUGCUGUCCAGGUUUAGCAGUGGGACCAGUUUAGCCAAGAAGCAGGCGGCAGAGAGACAGAAGAAAUCAAGUGCCUCAGGUGAAUCCAUCAGAAGGGACCGCAGAAGGUUUAAACAGCACAAGAGCAACGACAAAUCUGAUGAUUCAGGAGCUACGGAAGAUAGCCAAGAUGAGUCAGACUCAGUCUCGAAGUCCUCAGCCUGCCCAGUUAAGAAAACAACCACCUCUACCUCUAUGAUGCUGUCCAGGUUUACCAGUGGGACCAGUUUAGCCAAGAAGCAGGCAGCAGAGAGAAAGAAGAAAGCACGUGCCUCAGGUGAAUCCAUCAGCUCAGAGGAGGAAAAAGACGACCCAGAGGACACAGUCAGUAGUGAGUUUGAGGAGUCGGACGAGGAGCUGGACACCCGAGGCGGCAUGACGGACUUGAAGCGAGAGAUGCUCACGUUCUUCCAGAGUGCAACAAUAGAUGAGCUGUCGCUUAUCUCUGGCUGUUCCACUAAAAAGGCCCAGAGGAUUGUGGAACUGAGACCUUUUUCAAGCUGGCAUAGCCUGGUGAGAUCAUGUGCAUUUUUUUCACAGCUGAGAUAAGAAACAUCACAGACAUUGUGCAGGUGGUUCUUUGACGCCAAAAAAUACUUAGACACAAAGGAGGCUAAACUCACUCUGCUGAACACCUGGAAGAUGACUUUAUGACCUGUCAAAUUUCAGUCAGCGUAUUUGCUCAUCCGCAGAAACUAGACACUCCUGACAGUUGAAUACCAGCACUCUGAACUCUCUAUCUUAUCUGUUUUCAUGUGCUGUUAUCAGAUUGUCAGCCCUUUUUUUUAAUCUUUCUAAACAUGUAUCUUUCAGCACAGAGUGGAUGUGAACAAAAAUACAAUAAGAUUACUGAUAGCCAUCAUGCAGCUUCAAAAGAGCAGUGAAGAAUCGUACAGUGACAGUUUAAUCUCUUCAUGCAUUUUUGCUUUUAUUAGAAAAGGCGGCUGAAGAAAGAGAGCCAUUUUUGAGUGGAGCAAGGAGGAUGACAUGCACAGCAGUUACACACAAUUUGAUUUGGUUUUGUGGUCCAUAUCCACAGCCACUUUUGUCAGGGCUUGACACUAGGAGCACAUGUGCUCCUAGUUGAAAAAGUAAGGAGCACACAAAGAACUUUAGGGGCGCAAUGAAAAUUGAUCAAAUAAUAUGUGUCUUAUUGGACGACACAAGUACUAUCAUUUGAAAUCAAUUUUAGGUCUUUUGGUCACAUGACAUAGAAACUAUUGAAGGAAAACAGCCUGUUUUUUAGAACAUCAGCCGGUAAUUUAUUGAUGGUCCCUUAUUUAACACCCGACAUUGACAGCGAGGGUGCAGAGUAGAUUUAACCGCGCUGCUCUUGCUUGUCAUGGAGAGUGAGAAGACAGUGAAUGUCCGUCGGUUAUCCAACCUAAAACUAACUCCACCACAGUAUUGACAUGAAAAAACAUUUGUCAGUGUCAGUUGUUUCAGCACAAAUACAGCUUUGUUUUCUCUCUUCAGGUUGACGUCUUCCACAAAUACAAUGGACUGUCUGACAACUUAUUAGUGGGCUGCAAAGUCAUCCUGAAAGAGCGAAAGGUUAUCCAGGGGCUCAUGUCAAAAUGUGAGAGCAUUUCCUCCAAAAUGACGAAAAAGGUCACUUCCCUGAUGGAGACGGGCUCAGGGGGCGUGGAACAACCCAGUGUGCUCAAUGGCGAGUAAGUAAAGUGGACACAGUCUCAGACAGAUCCGUUAUUAUAAUCCCUGACAUGUCUGUGGGUUUAUUGUUUAGUUAUUAAAUUUUUAACAACUAAACACAUAAAAGGCAUUUCUUAGAUCCAUAAAUCACGCAUUAGGGCUUGCAGUAUAUGAUAACAAAUGUAUAAAUAUCUUUUCAGGUUACAGCUAAAACCCUAUCAGCUGAUCGGUCUAAACUGGCUGCUGCUUCUGAACGAGCACAACCUGAGUGGUAUCCUCGCAGAUGAAAUGGUAAGGUAACCAGCAGAGGAUCUUUGUAAAGAGACAUGUUGCAUUGUCAAUAUUUGUGAGGUGGUGAUUAUUACCCUGAAGUAAAGAAACAUAAACAAAGACCCUUCAUGUAACUUGUGCAGGACAGCAGGGGCUUGUAGCUCAUCCAGGUAUUCUGUAAGUCUCGAACCUUUCAUUGUGGUCUCGUAGCCGCUCUGCAGGUGAAUAAACAAUCAGCUGGUACAGUGCAGAAAUAAAAGCAGGGACAGACGAGAGCUGGGAUCUGUAAAGUCUGUAGAGUGUCAGCGCUGAACAUUCAAAAGGCUGUUUGGGUUUUCUACCGCUAGUUUGUCAGUCACAGAUGUUCAAAUAUCUUCUUUGUCUUUCCAUCUGGCUCUUUUUUUGUCUUGAUAUCUGUCUUUUUCUCUUCCUUGUGUGUGUCAUCUCUCACUCUUUCAUUCACACCUUUUCUCAGGGUUUGGGGAAAACCAUCCAAGCUAUAGCGUUUUUAUCCCAGCUUUAUGAGAAUGGAAUAGAAGGCCCUCACCUCAUCACUGUGCCAUCCUCCACUCUAGGUAAUACUCUCCACAAACCGUACUUUUGACACAUUUUAAGAUUAAAUGUUGGGGCAUGUUUAUGAAUAUUCUCUCUUGUGCUGAUUUGACUCUUUGUUUUGUAGAUAACUGGGUCAGAGAGCUGCAGCUGUGGUGUCCAAAGCUUAAAGUAGUCGUCUAUCACGGUAAAACUCUUAAUUUGCUGAAACCUUAAGGUUGAUCCAAGAGUAAAAGACACUGUUAUUUUUUAAAAAUGUUCUGCCUUUUACUGAAGAGCUUUUCCAGAGUUUCUCAUUUUUAAAAACAAAAGCAGGUUGCUCACCCUGAUGACACUCGAUCUCUUUUUUGUUUGCCCCACUGAAACUGAAUUGACAUUAAGGAUUUGUGACAUUUCAUGGCACAAUAAACAAAAAAUAACUGAACCAAAAAUGUAAACAUAGAUGUUUUUCAAUUUUAUUCUUUAUUGAAAAAAUAUCUUAAGACAAAGUACAUACAAAUAUUGUGUUUAUUUAUUAAUUAUUAACAGCAGAUAGAAAGACUGCAAAGUUUCCCGUCAAAAAAUCCGUCUUGGUAAUCAGAUUGUUCCUGAUUGGUGCCCUGAACAGGAUCCACUGAAGAACGCCGCUACCUCAGACACGACAUCCUCAGCGAGGCUGUUGAGUUCAGCGUCAUCGUGACCACGUGAGCGAGCACACACACAAUCUACGCCAUUUUACAGACUGUUACAAAUUGCAAUUAAGUAGCUGGAGGGUUGAGGGAAAAACACCUGCGCCGAUUUAUUCCAAUUGAGGCACAAAAACACAAAGGAUGAGUGUGAUUGUCUUGUUUGGUGUGUGUUACAGUUAUAAUUCGGCCAUUGGAAACAGCAACGACCGCAGCUUCUUCAGAAAGCUGCGUCUGAUCUAUGCUGUGUUCGAUGAGGGUCACAUGCUUAAGAACAUGAACACCCUGCGCUACCGCCACCUAAUGGCCAUCAAUGUAAGUUCACUGACAGCCUUUUCUACCAAUUGUAAAUUUUGAACACCCUGAAGUAUUGCACUAAUAUUGUGGUUUCAUUUGGUCUUGCAGGCAGAGCACCGUUUGCUGCUGACAGGAACUCCUUUACAGAACAACCUCUUAGAGCUGAUGUCCCUCCUCAACUUUAUUAUGCCUUCUGUGUUCUCCAGCUCGACGACACAGCUUUCCAAAAUGUUUUCUGCGGUGAGUGUUUGUUGCACUGUGAGCAUUUCUGGCUCGAGAUCUUAAUAACAGCAUGCAUGCCACUUAGACAGACAAGCCUGUCCUCCUCAGUGUUUAAUGAUGGGUAUUCUGGUUUAAACACUUGGGUUGAAAUCCUUGAUUAUGUCUCCCACCCUUCCCUUGUGCUUUACUGCCUCGGCAUGACCACAAAUCCCAUACCGUGCAGAGAUUUUAUCAUUAUUUCUUUUUUUUAUUCAUGUGAACUUCGUGUUUGACUUUAUGUUACGUGUCAGACUCCCCAAGAGGAGCAGAGCAGCUUUCAGAGGGACCGUAUUUCUCAGGCCAAACUCAUCAUGAAACCUUUUAUCCUCCGAAGAGUCAAGAGCGAGGUGAGUCGAUUCUUGCUGGGUGCAAAGACUUAGUUAUGGAAGUAGUUUGAGCAUUAAAAUGACCCCGACCUCCCAAAUCAAUUUCUUUUGUGGAUAAAUAAAGUUGUUAUCUUUUCAAGCACCGUGUAAAGCCCUGGAAUAUGCUUUUUUUCCAGGUCCUGCAACAGCUGCCAGCCAAGGAGGAGAAAGUCGAGUUCUGCUCAAUGACUGAGAAACAGCAAGUUCUUUAUCAAAACCUCUUGAAAAAAAUGAAAGGUUCCUCCUGUGGACAGAGUAAGACUGAUUUUUUUGACACAUCACAUAAUUUUUUACAGGAAUGAAGGUGUGCUUAAUUAACUCAUGCACUGAUCACACAGAGCGUGAGUUGUGUAACGCGGUGAUGCAGUUGAGAAAGAUGGCCAACCACCCUCUGCUUCACCGACAGCACUACACUACAGAAAAGCUGAAAGCCAUGAGCAAACUCAUGCUCAAGGUAAGUCCCUGUUUCCCAAGUAACCUAAAUAAAUUUUACUUGAAUGAGGAGUGAAAAGUUUUCCUCCGUUCGUCUCUCUCCUUCAACAGGAGCCGACUCACUUUGACGCAGAGGCCUCCCUGAUUCAGGAAGACAUGGAAGUGAUGUCAGACUUCGAGCUGCAUAAUCUGUGCAAACAGUACUCCUCCAUCAGCUCGUACAAGCUGGACAAGAAUCUGCUGCUUGAUUCUGGGAAAUUCCAACACCUCACAGAACUCCUGGCCUCUCUUAAAAAGAAGGUGACUGCACAUGCACAGAGGGAUGUCUCCAUACGUGCAGGGUGAGCCAUGCUUUCACACAGAUUUAAGAUCGUAAAAAUUAAGUUUCCUUUACCCCACAGGGAGACCGGGUGGUGUUAUUCAGUCAGUUCACCAUGAUGCUGGACAUUGUGGAAGAGCUGCUGAAACAUCUAGCGCACCGUUACGUCAGACUGGAUGGAUCCACGCCGAUACCAGACAGGUUUGAGUUGUACAGUACAUUGAAGUCAGCCUGAGCGUGAUGGAAGAAAAGUAGUAACGAUCUCUUUUUUUCUCAGGAUUGUGCUGAUCGACGAGUUCAACACGGAUCCCGACAUAUUUGUGUUCUUGUUGUCGACACAUGCUGGUGGCCUGGGCAUCAACCUCACGACAGCUAAUGUUGUCAUUAUACACGACAUUGACUUCAACCCCUACAAUGACAAGCAGGCAGAGGACAGAUGUCACCGUGUAGGCCAGACGAGGUAAGAGCAUCUGAUAGAUUGAUGUUAUCUAUGUGUUCUUUUAUUUCUCUUUCUUUCUAAGCAUCGAUGGGAAGUGUCUUUCAUUGGCUCCAUGGAUUAACUCUUUGUCAUCCAUACCCCAUCCAGCCUUUUGAGUCAGUAUUUGACUGAUACUGACACUAGGAUCUGAUAAGUGCACCUCUGGUAAAAAUGCAUCUGUGUAUUUUCAUGAUCUCACCGCUUGACUCUCCCAUCUUAGGAAGGUCCAGGUGAUAAAGCUGAUCAGCAAGGACACAGUAGAGUACUGCAUGCUACAACUGAGCCAGAAGAAACUAAAGCUGGAGAAGGACAUGACCGCUGCAGAAGAGGGUAAGGAAACACAAGAGAUUGAUUGGCUGCAUUUACACAAUUUGAUUUCACCAUCUAAUAAAAAACAAAGGCAGUGAGGGUUUGCUUCCUCGUGGAUCAGCUCCAGGAGUUUAAUUUUGGUGAGACCUGAGUUAAGUCCCAGUCUUUCACUGUGGCUGCCUCAGUCCCAUCAUCAGAACCCUCUGUUCCACAAGGAUCCAUCUUUUGCUGAGCAAAGUCACGACAUAGGUUACAUCGUGAUGUGAAUAGGCAUAAUAUACAUAAAUGCUAGAGCAUAAUCUAGCGUCACUGUCAUAGUGAAUGGGUCUCCUCACGCUAGGCUCGCACUUGAGCCAAAUGAAGUCAACGGUGAAUGAGCAACUAUGCCCGUAUUUUGUGUCCUUCACAGUUGCAAAAACCAAAACUUGUUAAUGUAGGAAAACAUUUCACAAGUAAGAUUGGAAAAUAAUUUGUGUUAUUUUUAAUGUGUGACAGCGUCUCGUUUUGUAGCUACAUCUCUGGUUUUUGUAUCAAACCAAAUCGUGUGAAAAUUGGGUAAACAUUUGGGGAGUGAUGAUCAAUAUAGUUGGGCAUUCCUACCUUCCUCAAUAGAAAUGAAUUCACCGGGGGCGCAUGGGGGACCCUUUCAAGAUGGUGGCUGCAUUGAUAUAUGAGCUCCAAUAGGCAGCGUCAGUCUAUGAAGGGUCUACAUUAUGUCAACGGUAAUAUGAGGUACAGGCGAACAUGCAGGGGUGUGUCCAGGCUUUUUUAAGGAGGGUAGGAUGUAAUAUGUAAAUAGCAUUUUGUGUAACAUAAGCUGUAUAAUUUCACAUUAAUCCAGCUUCAGACAAGGCAAAUAGCCAAAUGGAAUGAUGUUCUAUUUUUUUUUUUGUCUUGUCCCCCAGUCAAGUGUUCUACAUUUGAAAAAAAUAGAAACUAAUAAAAGUUGUAUCAAAGCUAAGCAUGUACAAAAAAUAAAAUAAAAAUUUAUCAAAAACUAAAGAAAGCUUAGCUGAACAUAAAAAGUAAAGGCCAAAACAAAGUAGAAUUAAAAGUGAUGAACUUUUCAGACUAUUAUACCUCUUAUGCAGACUACACUCUGCAGAUAUAUACGACCAGUUUAAAGAACCAGGUCUCAACUGCAGGCAGUGUUGCAAAAACUGAAGUAGGUUACAGAUCGUAUGUCCGGGUUGAUAGUGAGCUUUCAGUAUCUGUUGUCUUGUGUUUUUCCUCUUUUGUCUUUUGGUUUUCAAGUGUCAAGAUUGCAAAUUUGUCAUUUAGGUGAUGAGGGGACCAUACCUGAAGAUAUGGCGUCUUUGCUCAAAGCUUCACUUGGACUGUGAUUUACAAUGGCACAAAACAAACACACACUUGUUUGUAUUCCUGCAUUUCUGGGCAGACUUGAGCAUUUUGACUUGAACUACUCUGACGAUGUGUCUUCAUGAAACAAACUACUGAGAACCAUAUGCUGCCAUGCAAAGAGGACCCAAUGGUAAAAAACACUAUCCACUGUCCAGCAUGGUAGCUGUGUGCCUAAGACAUUUUACACCGUUUUUAUCUUUUCCCUCGAACAAGACCAGUAUUUAAAAAUGUUGCCUUUCAUUAUGCACUCCUCAUGUGACACGAGUGUUAAAAGAUACAGGAGCUCAAAUGAAUGUUGAAGUACAGACCAAACUGUUUUAAUGCAGCAUGUGUUGGGGUCCAUCUUACUUGUCUUACUGAACACAAGUAUUUCAUAAUAUUUCAGAGAACUUCAUGAAUUAUUAAUGAAUUUUCACAAACCAAAAAGUCACAGUACACUGACAAGAACACUGGUGCCUUCAGGCAGUCAGACAUGAGCUGUUUUCUGAUUCAGAGUCAGGAAAUUGAGUUGGCAUACCUGAAGAGUUAGUCAGAUGAAAUGACAGAUUCUCCACCGCCCCCGAUACCAAACAGAGACGCAUCUUUCCAGCUCUCAUACAGAGCAGGUUGUUACCUCAGGAGGUUUGGCUGCUGUGAGCAGAGGAAGCAGCUGUGGCAUUUAUGUACUGUAUAAGUAGUUUGUGUUGUAGUUCUGUAUAAGCUUUUAUGGAGUCAUUUGUAUGUUUUUUGUUUCAUGUGUAGAAUAAAUAUUAAAAUUUGGAAUAAA
This is a messenger RNA of Xyrichtys novacula (pearly razorfish), 12100 nucleotides long. Lineage: Eukaryota; Metazoa; Chordata; Actinopteri; Labriformes; Labridae. The record is from the annotation of a GenBank genome assembly.